This is a messenger RNA of Phasianus colchicus (ring-necked pheasant), 6792 nucleotides long. It is a transcript of the gene OSBPL11, whose product is annotated as oxysterol binding protein like 11. The record is from RefSeq and is a predicted model, not a curated record. Gene Ontology annotation, cellular component: cytosol; membrane; Golgi apparatus. Lineage: Eukaryota; Metazoa; Chordata; Aves; Galliformes; Phasianidae. Gene Ontology annotation, molecular function: sterol binding.
GGCGCGCCCUGGGCCGGGGGCGCCAUGCAGUGCGCGGACCCCGCGGCGGCCGUGAAGGGGCCGGAGGGCGAAGGCAGGGCGGAGCCGGCGGCAGCGGGGAAGAGCGGCGGACGCGGCGCCAAGGGCUGGCAGUACAGUGAUCACAUGGAAAAUAUUUGUGGCUACUUAAUGAAGUACACCAAUCUCGUCACUGGUUGGCAAUAUCGGUUUUUUGUUCUAAACAAUGAUGCUGGCCUGCUGGAGUACUUCGUGAAUGAGCAGUCUAGAUACCUGAAGCCCAGGGGCACGUUGCAGCUAGCAGGAGCUGUAAUUUCACCCAGUGAUGAAGACUCACACACCUUUACAGUCAAUGCUGCCAGCGGGGAGCAGUAUAAACUAAGAGCUACUGAUGCUAAAGAACGACAGCACUGGGUUAGCAGGCUGCAGAUAUGCACACAGCAUCACACAGAAGCUAUUGGAAAGAACAACCCUCCUCUGAAAUCUCGCAGCUUCUCUCUCGCAUCCCAAGGAAGCAUCAACUCUCCAGGGCUGCAAAGAAGACCUAGCCAAAAUGCAGUUUCCUUUUUCAACGUUGGGCAUCACAGAUUGCCCACUGGAAAAAGAGGUCCUAUUCUGCAGCCAGAUCACCUCGUAGAUGUCCGAGAGAUGAUGUCGCAGGCUGAGGGACAGCAGAGAGACUUGAUCAGGAGCAUAGAAUGCCUUCCUGUCUCUGGUCACCUUACAUCCCUGGAUCAAGACCUAUUAAUGCUCAAAGCAACUUCCAUGGCAACCAUGAACUGCUUAAAUGACUGUUUCCAUAUUCUCCAGUUACAACACGCUUCACAACAAAAGGGAUCCUUACCAGCAGGAACAACGAUCAGUUGGUUGGAACCAAAGAUAUCUCUGUCAAACCACUUCAAAAAUGGGGCAGCUCAGAAUUUCCCAGCAGAGAUAAACAAGCCAGCAUCUGUCAGAGAGGAGCAGUCCAUUGUGGAGCCCUGCCAGCUAACAAGGGAACCUGAAGAAAUAAAUCCAGAUGAGGAGCUGGAGGACCUCUGUGAUGAUAAAGAAGAUGAUCUAGGAGGAGUGGAGGAACAGCGCAGUGUUAUCUUGCAUCUCUUGUCUCAGCUGAAACUUGGCAUGGACUUAACAAGAGUGGUUCUUCCCACUUUUAUUUUAGAGAAGCGAUCGUUGUUGGAGAUGUAUGCAGACUUCAUGUCCCAUCCUGAUCUCUUCAUUGCGAUCACGAAUGGCAGCACCCCUGAGGAGAGGAUGAUCCGCUUUGUGGAGUAUUAUCUCACUUCUUUUCAUGAAGGUCGCAAAGGAGCUAUUGCAAAGAAACCAUACAAUCCCAUCAUUGGGGAAACGUUUCACUGCUCCUGGAGGAUGCCAAAGAGUGAAGUAGCCACUGACGGUGGCAGUAACAUCUCUGCUCACUCCACCUCUGAGCAAAUAACUUUGUCUAAAGAUCUGGAAGGCCAAGCCGAGUCGGACUACUACACAGUAAAGUUUGUAGCUGAGCAAGUGUCCCACCACCCUCCUGUGUCAGGAUUUUAUGCUGAAUGUGUGGAGAGAAAGAUGUGCGUCAAUGCUCAUGUCUGGACAAAGAGUAAAUUCUUGGGAAUGUCGAUAGGGGUGACAAUGGUUGGUGAAGGUCUUCUAAGCCUCUUGGAACAUGAGGAAGAAUAUACGUUCUCUCUGCCCUGUGCAUAUGCUCGAUCAAUUUUGACUGUUCCCUGGGUAGAACUGGGAGGAAAAGUCAACAUAAACUGUGCAAAGACAGGAUAUUCUGCAAGUAUUAACUUCCACACCAAGCCCUUCUACGGUGGGAAAUUGCAUCGAGUCACAGGAGAAGUGAAGCAGAACACGACCAACACAGUGGUGUGCAGGGUGCAAGGGGAGUGGAACAGCGUGCUUGAAUUCACCUACAGCAACGGGGAGACAAAAUAUGUGGACUUGACAAAAUUGUCGGUGACACGAAAACGAGUCCGGCCCAUUGAGAAGCAAGGACCAUUUGAAUCUAGGAGGCUGUGGCAACAUGUAACGGAGUCUCUGCGGGAUGGAGACAUCGAUAAAGCUACAGAGCACAAGCGGGCCCUUGAGGAACGACAGAGGAAUGAAGAAAGGCUUCGUGCUGAAACAGAAACUCCUUGGUGUACUAAAUACUUCAUUAAAGAAGGAGAUGGCUGGGUUUAUCAUAAACCUCUUUGGAGAGCAGUCUCUGCUGUGCAAACUCAGCAAAUGGACGCUAACUAGAAAAGCUGCUUUAAAGAUGAGUUUCCUGUUUCUGAUAUUCUUUUUCUGUCUCUCAAAAUGCAGUAAUCACAUUGAGUGUCCCCUUUUUAUAUAGUAGCGAAAGCUUAAAUGAGCAUAAGGAAAUAAACUAGGGCACUUUAAAGCUAUCCAGAACAAGGUCGUAGAGACAAACUUGCCAGGUACACAUUCAACCAACUUGUUUUUUUUUAUGAUCCAGAAGAUUUUAUCUGACUUGUGUAAGAGUCUUCUAAGUAGGUCUGUCUGAUUGCAAAAGCUGCCUAAGAGAAGGAGAAACUGGUGUUCAGAGACAUGGGAACUUCUUUCUACAUCAAGCUCUAUUUAAUGAUUGAAGUAUGCUCGGUACCCAUGUAGACAGCAGCAACAAAAAAUUGCUGCUUUUAUGCCCAACAUUAGACCUUCGUUGGCAAAAACAAACUGGAGAGGUGCUUGGAAGAUGUGCCUGAAAUCAGUGUUAAGAACCAACUGGAUCAUGGGAACUCCUUUCUUCAGAGAGAACGCGUGCAUGCAUCGGAGGAAUAUGGAAUAUAUGUAGAGACUACCUUUCUUUUUUAUGGAUUUAUAAAAGCAAUUAGAAUCGUAACCAUGGAGAAAUUUUUCCUCUGAAACAUUUUAAUAUACUUGAAAUAUUUGACUUGAAUUGAAAAAGUAAUUUGAACACUUUUCAACUCCUAAUUUUAUUAAAUCUUUGAGUAACCUUUUUUUUUUCCUCCUGUUGUAAUGUAAUGAGGUUUGGCCUUUUCUCUUCCACCUUCCCUUCCAAGGACUGAGGCUUUCAAACAGAACAGAAAAUACAGUUUUGUAUUUAAACUUCUCUACCCAUCUGAUCAUCGCAGAGGUGAAGUAUCAGUGUUACAAACUGUCCUUUGGAUUGUUUUGGUUUUUCUCCUGUGGUGUUAUUCAGAACAAAGCAGUGAAAUGUGACCUGUGAAUACAUGGACUGUAGGUUUUGGUUUUUCAUCUUAGAUAUUAUUAAAAAAAAGCUGACAAUGCUUAAGACUGGGUAUUGAAUUGAAACACAAUCUGGUAUCAGGAAACUGUAUUCAGGUACAAACAUCCUUUGUUUUUUAUACCUAUUUUAUUGAAGUUAAAGAAUUGCUGGCAAUUAAGAUUAGUACUUAUGGCUUUCGUUAUUGUUGUAACUACAAGCUACCUUAAUUUUUUCCAACGGUGGUGCCUUACUCUGUUUUUUCUUCUGAUGUAGUCUUCCAGUCAGUGUAUAUAACAUUAUCUGCCACCUCCCAGCCAUGGCAAUGGCUGCACCUGAUCCAUCCUCAUGAGAACUCACAGUUUUGCGAUCUGGUAAGGUGUUUUCUGUGGAGAAGAUACAAAUGUAAGAGUGCAUCAGAAGGUUUAAAUCAUCAUGUUAACUUUCAACACAAAGUGUAAAUUGUGCAAAAAAGUUGGAUUUAUGCACAACUGUCUUGAUUUUUCUUGUUGUUGGUUUGUUUUUUGUUUUUUUUUUUUGCUGUGAAAUGCACUGAGAUCUCAAUGCGAGUUGUAGUCCCUUUGUGAGAAUUGGGGGUGGGGAUAAUAAAACUACAAAAUGAUUUGUUCUGUUUGCUUUACCUAGAGAUCAGGUGGCCAGGAAGAGUAGAUUAUUGUCUUUUAUACUGGAGAUCUGUCUGUCUGGGCUUUCUCUGGCCAUUAUAACAGGAUUUUUUGGCACUGUGCACUUCAGUGGUAACUGUAUUCUCCAGCAGAAGAAUGUGUUUGGGACCCUGCUGUCUUGUUUGUGAUAUUCUAUACAAUUACCCUGUCUUCAUUUUUGGAUACCUACUGGGCAUUUUCAUGUUCAACCAGGAAUAAAAAUAUAUAUGAAAGCAGUGGGUCUAGCUUUUUCUUGUCUCUGGGUCUGCAGCCCAUCUGCGCUGUGCUCCUCGGGCAGUUGGAGUAUUUGGGGUAGGAAUUACGGUGGCAGUGUAUUAGCUUCCUCAGCUCAGGAGUUCUUUGGUACCUGCACCAAGCUGGGGGUGGUAGAGGGAAAGAAAAUAAAUUGACAACACUCCAUGUUUCCUGGUUGUUUUCUCUCUGUCAUAUGGCAGAUACCCUUUAAAUAAACAGCAAGGGUGGUGCCAGUUCCAGCUGGUUCCUGCUGUGAUCACUGCUACAUGAACUAGACUCACUUCCCUGGACUACACUCAGCUGAUAAACUUGUCUGUAUUAGAAUACAGACCUAUGACUCAGCUGCUGAGCUCUGCUUGAAACUUUGACUUGGGAGUUUGUCAAAGUGAUGGCUGAAAAGCUCCCAUGUUCACCCUAAACCAAUUUGUGUUCUUUGUAUAAUAUCAGCCAAGUUAUUUCUCUUCCACCAUCAUCUGCGGUUUCAUGCUGAGAAAGCUGUUACUAAUUUUGUCAUGUAAAAAUAGACCAACCCUGAAGUAGUCUUAAAAUACUAGACGAUUCCUUUUAACGUGGGGAUGCUGCUAGGAAAAUAAAGUCUUCCUUUGCUCAGAUGAUCACAAGAACUGGAAUGACUUUGUGAUGUAGAUUUAAUAAUGAUGCAAUUUUCUAGUUUAUUUGGGAAACGAAGGAUGGAAUUGAAAAAUAGCUUAAAAUUCUAGCCACUGAAUAUCCAACUCAAAUUUUGACAUUUGUGUGAUUUUUUAUUUUUUUUUUUUUCUAAGAGCUGCAAGUACUCAGCAGACUAAUGUGUAUUUUUAACACUGACCAGAUUUGGUUCUCUUGCAUAACUGCUGUUGUUUCCAUCUUGUACCUUCUGGAGUGGAGGAAAAAGAGAUCACUGCUGCUUCCUGUGUAGAUACUUCAUAGAACCACAGUAAGUUAAAUGAGGAGCAUGGCAAAACAUAGGGUUUAGCCUUGUGUUCCUUUCUUUAUGGCUUGAUUCAGCUCCAGAGAAGUUGAGCAAAGUUCUUGCUUGUCCUUGGUAAUUUUAGGGCUCUCUGAGACAUAAGCAGAACUUAGAGCCCUCUUUGGGGGGUACUUGGUUCCCUGCUGCUCAUGGAAAACAGAGCGUGAUGUGUUGCUUCUAUUUAAUGUGUGCAUUCAACUGUAUGAUCCGGAAUGUGUGACUAUUGACUUGGUUUUCAUGGGGAAAAGAUGAAUACAUAAAUUGGAGUCUGGAGUUUAUUUUCAAAAAAGCUUCUCAGUCUGUUCCCCUCUCUAUGCCUGAAAGCAUUCUUUUGAGAAGAAUAUCUGCAGUGGAAACUGUCAAGUCUAGAGGAAGGCCUGCUUCUCUAGGAUUUUCAUUUCAGCCUUCAGAAGCGGAGGAGCAGCCUUCAACUUCCAGUUUGCACAGGUUGAUUCCCCUCUGCCUCAGUCACCUCUGGAAGGCCAGACAGAGACUUAUAAAGCCUCUCAAACUGAAUUGGGAAGUAGUAGUAAAUAUAUACAUCAUUGCUAUGUCCAAACAACUCAAUGCAAGUAUAGUGAGGAAACUUUGCACUGAAUGGUAAAGGAAAGAAGGGUUUGACAGCUUAGGGGGAGAUUGGUGUGAGAAAAGCUGCCUAGUGCCCCCUGUUCCUUCUGGGCAUACAGAGAACAGUCAUUAACGUGUUAAAUGAGACUGACGUUAGGUGUGUGUGGAAAAGAGUAUUAUUAUAGCAAACUGGAGGUGUGCUUUGAGGGAAAGGGCUCACUUGAGCGCUGUAAAGUGAUAGGAAGGAGCAGCCAGGUGUGCUGUGCUGGCAAGCAAAGUAUUCCUCUUUUACACUAUCCUGAAAGAACCUCUGUGUAGGUGCACAUCAGGUAUGGGCUUGUAGGACUUCUUGGUAGCAGCGAGAGGGUUUACUACCUCUUGCUUACAAGAGUGGAAGGAUUAAGAUUUGCACAAUGCUGUGGUUCGGUGUGGUGUGACUUACCUUUCUCAUUCAGUUAAUUGCCUUUCUACCGCAGAGGCUGCUUGGCUCGGUCUGGGAGUUAUGGGGAGUAAAGGUCCUUGCUCUGUCUGAUUGUGUUUCUUCAAGUUGAGUAAUGCUGUGGAGGAGGGGAAGUAACCGCAGGAAGAAUUGGCCAACGUGCUUAUGUUGGCAGUGUUGGUGUGGUAAGAUCUGGUUGGGGGUGGCUGGGAACUGGACUGGUGGCAGGGAUGUGGGAGGUGUGGUAGGGAGUUUGCCAAUGCUGAGUGGAGAUCUCUUAGAGCAGCAGGAAGUCUCAGGAACAGCAGUGCCUGUAUUGGUCUCUUGGCUUUGGAUUUUUUUUUUUUUUAACUGUUGAAGGAAUUUCACCUGAGUAACUUCCAUGCUCUUUGUUCCACUGCAACCUGUAACAUCUCAUCUUUUUUGGGGUUUCUUUGUGUGUGUGCGUACGUGUGUGAGAGGGCCGUUCACAAAGUGUGUGAGCUGUGCAGAGUGAGCAGUUAGAAGAGAAACUCCUGAUGACAGCCUGGAAGGAUUUCCAAAGAUGGAUAUGAAGUUCACGUGCUUAUUAAUAAAAGAUUAAAUGUUGUUAUUUUAAAAAAUAAUAAAAGAAAUGCUUUACACCAUUAUAUGCUUAAAGUAAGUACAAAAUCAGUUCAUGUAUAGUGUUGCACAAAAAAAAAAAAGUAUUGAUUCCACAGUUCAGCCCAUCGCUGGGAGG